This is a messenger RNA of Daktulosphaira vitifoliae (grape phylloxera), 1121 nucleotides long. It is a transcript of the gene Vps2, whose product is annotated as charged multivesicular body protein 2a. The coding region runs from base 141 to 836 and encodes 231 amino acids. Gene Ontology annotation, biological process: endosome transport via multivesicular body sorting pathway; protein transport; late endosome to vacuole transport. The transcript is spliced from 5 exons. Gene Ontology annotation, cellular component: ESCRT III complex; multivesicular body. The record is from RefSeq and is a predicted model, not a curated record. NCBI's taxonomy places the organism in Eukaryota, Metazoa, Arthropoda, Insecta, Hemiptera, Phylloxeridae.
UCAUUGUAUCAGUUAUCAUUCAAGGUCUCUGAUAAUAAAAAAAAACUUUAUUAUUAUAUUUAUUAAAUAAUUUAGGUAAUAUUUGCUUCUUUUAUAUAGACAAGACAUAUUAAAUUAGCAUCUUAAAAUUAAUUACCAUUAUGCCUUUGGAAUGGUUGUUUGGACGUCGGAUGACCCCUGAUGAAAUGUUAAGAAAGAAUCAACGUGCACUUACAAAAGCUAUGCGAGACUUAGAUCGUGAAAAUGCAAGAAUGGAACAACAAGAAAAAAAGAUAAUAAUGGAUAUUAAAAAAAUGGCAAAAGAUGGACAAAUGGAAUCAGUAAAAAUCAUGGCAAGAGACUUAGUUCGAACAAGACGGUAUCAAAAAAAGUUUAUGGUCAUGAAGGCAAACAUACAAGCAGUUUCAUUGAAAAUUCAAACUCUUAAAUCGCAAAAUGCUAUGGGUCAAGCUAUGAAAGGUGUAACUAAAGCUAUGCAAAACAUGAAUAGACAACUUAAUUUACCCCAAAUUCAAAGAAUACUUCAAGAAUUUGAAAAACAAUCUGAAGUAAUGGAUAUGAAAGAAGAAGUUAUGAAUGAUGCAAUGGAUGACGCUAUGGAUGAUGAAGCAGAUGAAGAAGAAACUGAUCAAAUUGUGACUCAAGUACUAGAUGAAUUAGGCCUUCAACUUACAGAUCAGCUGUCUGGGCUUCCAACAGCAUCUGGUUCUAUUAGUAUUGCUACAACAGGGAAAGUACCUGUUGUUGCCCAAGACGGAGGAGGAGCAGCACCAGCUCAACCUCAUGAUGCGGAUGCAGACUUACAAGCUAGAUUAGAUAAUCUAAGGCGCAAAUAGAAUUUUUCACUAUAUUAUAAUUUUCAAGACACUUCUUUAAACAUAACAUUGUAUUAAUAUUUAAAUAUAUAUUUUUUAAAAAAUAUCAAAGAAAAAAGUACUUGUUUGGUACUUAAUUGAAUGUUUAUAUUAUUAUGUAAGAUUAAAAUGUGAUUUAGAGUUAUAUAUUAAUACUAAGCUUUAGCAAGAGAAUAUUCCACUUUUUUUAUAAGGGGUAUUUAAUUUUAAAGCUUAUACCAAAUGUUUUAUAAAAUAAUGUUUUAAUAAUAUUGUAGGUAUAUAUAA